Odontomachus brunneus is the source of this 6002-nucleotide messenger RNA. RefSeq names its product rab GTPase-activating protein 1-like (gene GAPcenA). NCBI's taxonomy places the organism in Eukaryota, Metazoa, Arthropoda, Insecta, Hymenoptera, Formicidae. The coding region runs from base 885 to 4112 and encodes 1075 amino acids. The record is from RefSeq and is a predicted model, not a curated record. The transcript has 17 exons.
CUGCGACGUUGAGAGCGGGAGUAUCGAUACGUACGGCGAAGUAUCGAAGUAUCAGUGGCCAUCCCUACCAAAACGGCACUUCCGUGCCGUGGAUGCGCGAAUGGCCGAUACUGUCGUUUCUGUCAGACGCACCGAUCACCGCUACGGAGGAAUCAUGUGAAUGUCCGUCGGAGGACCGCGAGAGAAACGUAUGCGACGCGUCUGAGGUCGGUCGGUCGUAGUGAAACGGAGACGGGAGUGGUUGGAAGCGCGCGCGAGUUUACGACGGGGGCGAGCACGGGGAAGCGAGGCAACGGCGGCGGUGCCGUUGGAUGUCAGAGCGAAUCACACACGGAAGGGUAAUCCUCGUUCCUCGGGUCAGAGGGCUUUAAACGGGCGAGACAAAGCGGGACACCGGGGUGAUUCUGAUCGUCGUCACCGCCCGAAAUACGCGCGUGUGAUCGGGAAUCACACUCGCGGUUUGUGUGUAGGCGAGAGAGAAAGAGAGGAUGAUGCGUCGUCGUUCGCCACAGUGAUGCCGCCGCCACCGCGAACUUUGUUCACACGCGCCGCUUGUUUUGCAUCGUUAACUGCAAUCGAACGGAUUCGUUUUACUCGCACGCUAAUGGCCCGUGCUGAUAGAUCGCGGGACUGACCAGGCGAGGCGAGCGCAGCGGACAGGGAUCCCAGCGCAGCGCGGAAAGAGAGAUUCACGGGGCGAGGGAUUCUCUCCCUCGAUCGCGUCAUCGUCGUAAUUCGUCUCGUCGUUUCUCCCGGAGAACAUCUCCACGUAUAUUGAAUUAAAGAUACAACGAGAACGCACAGUCACUCGUGUUCUUGAGAAGGAGUUGUAACCUUGUACGUCAUCUGUACUAUCAUUUCACGAAAAUGUUUGUAAAUACCACAUGCUGCUUCUAAAUUUAGUUAUGGAGGAUAGCAUGAGUGUAAAGUCUAUGGAAUCAGUGGCGACAAGCGACGAAUAUGAAUUUGUAAAUGAAAGAGGUACUAGCAAGCAGCAACAAGCUCUUUUGGAACCACCUAUGCUAAAAAUUGCCAACAACGGCAAUCUAGAGGAUCUGCAAAACAAUCUUCGUGAGGUUUUAACGGAGGACUUGAAGAUGGAGUGUAGUGAAUUCAAGUCGACAGGUGCCAGCAAACAGAAGACGAAAAAAGUAGGCCAUAGCAAAUUCUAUGAUGUUAGUUCUUGUCUUGUUGCAUCCGAAAAACAGGAUAUUAUGAAGCCUGAAGAUUACAUUGAAGAAGAAUUAAGCACAUUAUCGCACGUUCAACAAGAAUGCACCAUUUUCAAUGGUGUUACUUACCUGGGAGCAGCUGCAAUAAAUGCACCAAAAUCGGAAUGUGAAAUACAACGUAACAUGCACAUACUGAAUGCAGAGCAAUCUUUGAAUAUAGGAAUAAAAGUUUCCGUCUCAGUCCCGAGUAGUUCGCAAGGCUCGGUCGUUUUAUACGAUUCCGCAACACAACAAGCUAUCGCCCAUUACGAAGUGCAACGUAUACUAUUUUAUGCACGUGGCGAAAAUACUGGUACUUGCGCGGCGUGUUUCGCUUUCACGUGGUCGCACGGCGAUACUUUAGAAUCUGCCAUUUAUCAGUGUCAUGUUUUUCGUUGUGACAUACCAGAGGCGGUUGGGCAAGUGUCAGCCUGCUUUUCAAAAGCGUUCCACAGAAUACCACGUUCAAUGACGGGUUCUUUGACGGGCAGCGAUUUCAAUGGUUUCAACGCUGGCAAUGAAAAAGUUAACUCCAGAGUAUUCAUUUUCGAAGUGACCAUGGAAAUAAAGGAAGAAGAUGGGAAAGGCGGCUUCAGUACGGUCCCUAAGGAUAGAAAUUGUUUUAAAUUACGAAGUAACGUGGCGAAACAAGUUUGCUUAAGCAUCCAGCAAGUGUCCAGUAAAGAAGGCGGCAUUACACUCGAAGUAGAGAGGUGUUUCGGAGUUCUCGUUAGCCCCGGGCGAAAUGUUAAGCACAGCGAUAUGCGACUACUCGAGAUGGUAACGAGAGAUUCACUCCAGCCAGUUAAUUUUAUGUCUAUAAUCACCUCAGAUGUUCGCAAUAUUACGACAAUUUUGCAGCAAGUUAAUACUGGACCAAUAAUGCAAGACAAACAGUGCUAUAAUAUUUGCGGACGCUGGGACCCCGCCGAUCCCGCAUUGGAAACUCUCAAUAUAGAAACCCCUAGAGAGGGUAAAAUUUUCAUAACUAUCGCCGUUGAUCUCGUUAUCAGAGACAUUCGGGAACCAGUGAGAUUUGUGAUAGAGACAUCAGUCAAAGUAUUUCCACAAAACGAGAGAUUUUGGUACUUUAACAAGAGAAAUCUCGUGCAACAGUUUUAUCUGAAUUCUAAAGAGGUAAUUUCCGGAGACGGUGCGGAAGUACAUUAUGAAGUACAAAGUAUAGAAACAUCUGGCGAAUUAGAUAGAAACAGAUUAAAUCUUGCACUGAACUUGGCAUCCUUAAUUAGAUCACCGUCUUUAACCAGUAUUGACACGCUUACGCCUAAAGAAGAAAUAGAUUCAGAUGGAGAUGAGCCGAUGUUAAGUGGUACAGGUGAAGUUUCAAAGGACUGCUCAGCGGACGAAUUGGCUAGCUGGGCUGAGGUUUUAGACAGUUGGCAGACUAACGAGCAACGUCCGAAGCUUCUCGUAAAACUCGCGAAGCAAGGGAUCCCUGAAGCUUUACGUGGCGAAGUUUGGCAACGUUUGAGUAAUUGCGACAGUUCACAAGAGAUGAUGGACAAGUACAGAAUGUUAAUUACAAAAGAAAGUAGCUGCGAGAGUGUGAUUUUAAGAGAUAUCAACAGAACAUUUCCGGCGCAUGAUUUCUUUAAAGAAACGGGAGGUUUAGGGCAAGACUCCUUAUACAGAAUAAGUAAAGCAUACGCUGUUCACGACGAAGAAGUUGGAUAUUGUCAAGGCCUUAGUUUCUUAGUUGCUAGUCUACUACUUCAUAUGCCCGAAGAACAAGCGUUCUGUGUUCUGGUCAAGUUAAUGUACGACUACGGUCUUCGAGAUUUAUAUAAAGACAGAUUUGACAACCUUCACAUGCGAUUUUAUCAAUUAAAUCGCUUAAUAGAGGAUCAAUUACCAGAAUUAUACAAGCAUUUCUGUGAUCGCGGCGUGGAAACGCACAUGUUCGCCGCACAAUGGUUUCUAACUCUAUUUACGGCUAGGUUUCCAUUAUACCUUGUUUUUCAUAUUCUGGACGUAUUUCUUUUACAAGGACUCGAUACACUUUUUCAAGUUGCCCUCGCUUUGUUAAUGUUGUGUAAAAAGGAGUUAUUACAAUUGGAUUUUGAAAGUAUCUUAAAGUACUUUCGGGUGCAUUUGCCGAAACGUUGUCGGAACGAGGAGGUAUCACGCCAUGUUAUGAAGUUAGCUUGUUCGGUGACGCUAAAGAAGUUGAAGAAGUACGAAGCAGAAUUUAUGACACUGAAAGAAGCGCAGGAAAACGCCGACGAAUAUAGCAAUGAAGUGGAGCAAUUACGCGGUGCAGUGGCUCGAAACGAAGAAGAGAAACAGAGGUUGGAGGCAGAACUGUUGCAAGUUAAGGAGAUGUUACAGCGCGAGGUAGCUCGGGCGGAUGCUGAGAGCCGCAGGAGCAACGUUAUUAUAGCAGAGUAUAAGCAGAUCUGCCAACGUCUAGAGGACGAUUACAAUGCCGCAAAGAUGACAUUAAGCGAAUUACGAACAAAAGUUUCAAAGUGCGAAAAAUGUAGAACAUGUAUAAUGGACUCGUCAAAUAUACUGGCGGACAUAGCGCAUCCACUAGAGAAUCGAAUAGAUCCUAUGCUACACAGAGUGCAGGAGAGAGUGCGCGAACUGGAGUUGGAAUUGGCACAGACGAAAUUAGCUCACGUUGAGGCGGAGUGCCGAAAUCAGGAUCUGACACAUCAGUUGCACGCUACAGCUUCUGAAUUGCAAGCUGCACGAAAUAGUUGGCCAUGGUUCAGUAAAACCUUAUUCAGCAUAAAAGAGGGAACCAACAAGAGAGAGGUUUUGGCUCCAGCUACACUGAGAGAUCUGAGACGCGACAGCGCACCCGGAGGUGAUCUACACAACCUGAUACAUGCUCGAAGUCGCGAGGCUCGCGACAAUCUCAAGGAGGUCGUGUGAUGAACAAAAUGCCGAUAAGGAGAAGAAGGAUACGCAUAUCUCGACGAGUCGUGUGCUAGGCACGACAUGCGAGCAUAACGUACGUUCGUAAUUACGUGUAAUAUUCGUCUCAAUUUGUUAACAAAACUUAAUGUGCAUUCUUUAUCACGCUCUACACGCACCACACAUUAAGUACUUUCGACCAGGGCAGUCGCACUUGUGUACCGCUAAUAUUUUAUCGAAAAUGUUAUGAUUCCAUUAGGUUUCUAAAGUUUAUUUGUUUUGUUUCUUUUUCAGUAACUGCGAAAAUAACUUUUGUUGAUAUUGUUUUAUGUUUACCCACUUCUCUUCCUUUCAUUCAGCCACGCGAGACAUUACUUGAUGCGAAAAUUUACAUGACACUACGCGGAUGAUUAACAAUCAGCAAUCUACCGGGAAGAAUAUCUUGUUGCGUAUUUGAACGCGAUGAAUUAUUUACAAUAAUAGGAAAUAAGAAUAAAUAUAUAUGUAUACAUGCCGCGUUUUGUAUGAAACUAGUCUAAGUAUGAAAGGGAGAAAGUGCAGUAGAAACCUUCUACUGUAUAUAUACGUAUGUGUGUGUGUGUGUGUGUGUGUGUGUGUGUAUAUAUAUAUAUAUAUAUAUAUAUAUAUAUAUAUAUAUAUAUAUAUAUAUAUAUAUUAUAUAUAUAAUAUAUAUAUAGUUGCUUUCAAGUGACACAACAAAUACGCGAUUGCGGAAAUCGGUAUAUUUAUAUUGCAGUAAAUAACCAAGAAAUUGGUAAAGUUGUUCUGUUUACUUUUCUAUUAACUAAUUUUAGCUCGAUCACACAACGUAACAUUCCGAAAUAGCGUGAGUGCGUUUUUUUCUUCCAUACGAGUAGACGUCUUUGUUGUUAAGCUUGCUAUUCCACAUAAAUGAUUUCGAAGCUUGACGGAUUAUAUAACGUAUUAUAAUAUGUAUGUAUAAUUACUCACACAAAUAGCGUUAGAUUAGGUUUGAUAUCGAGAGCUUUCGUUACUUUAGUUUUUACAUGUACCUUUUGUCACCGAUAAACACACACGAAGCAUGUAAUAUUUUAUCUCCCUGCCCCGUCUCACUGUGGAGCAUUACUCGUAAGAAUCUAGAAAAUAGACGCGCGUGUACACGUUUGUAAAUGAUGCAUUAGAUGCGAGAUACUCAAGAAUCCCGUUUAGUUACAAUUUGCACUCUGUUUCGACAAAGUCUGUAGCAAGACGGACACCUAUUAUUAAAACCAUAGAUCAUGGUAUUAAGGCACUACUUAAAAAUGCAAUUGCAUCAAUGUGUAAUUUUGUCUAAUAUAUAAAUGUUUCAAAGGAUAAAUUUGCUAUAUAUAUACCUAUACAUACACACACCACACAUAUACACACGCACUUCUGACUAUCAAACUUAGCUUCGUAAGUCGUGCCACGCAUUUACUUAAGUAAAUUAUUUAUUUAUACGGAGUUACAUAUACAGACAUGAAAGGAUUGAGAGUCAAUAUGUAAUGGAAUAUGAUUAAAACUGUUCAUGUUGCAAUUACAAGCAGACUCCUCUGUGCCAUCGCGUUAUACAAUGGAGAUUUAUUUGAAGCACCGAUUUAUAUAUGUAACGUUUACUUCAUUUUCUUGUUGGGCCGAAUUGACCGAGUAGGUAACGAAUCUAAGUAACGAGUAAUAUGUACACGAUUGCAAGCAAAGUUUAUGGUCACUUCUUGGCUUACACUCUACACGAUUAAUCACUUGUAUUACUCAAGAUGGAAAAUUUCAUUUCUGUAAAUACUUAUAAAAGGAAACAAAUUCGCGUACUAACAGGAUCAUGUAAAGUCUUAUAGAGUAACUACGUAUGAACCAUUGUAUACCCUGUAAUUCCAUUCCACUAUUAUUGAAAUAAAGAAAGAUAUCACAUCUCUC